Messenger RNA from Vanessa tameamea, 1632 nucleotides. Its product is annotated as G-protein coupled receptor Mth2-like. The coding region runs from base 104 to 1627 and encodes 507 amino acids. The record is from RefSeq and is a predicted model, not a curated record. Gene Ontology annotation, biological process: cell surface receptor signaling pathway. Gene Ontology annotation, cellular component: membrane. NCBI's taxonomy places the organism in Eukaryota, Metazoa, Arthropoda, Insecta, Lepidoptera, Nymphalidae. Gene Ontology annotation, molecular function: G protein-coupled receptor activity. The transcript is spliced from 8 exons.
AAACAAUACGUCGCCCGACCGCAAACAAUGAUUUAGGCCCGUAGGAUCAUAAAUAGAGGUUAAUUUAUUAUUUCUUCAUUAAUGUUAUAAACAAGACGUUAUAAUGGUACAGCCGACAAUAUUAACCGUUCUUUUAUUUUUGUCAACUAUUGUCGCGAUUGAUUACGAAAAUAUAUCAUUUAGUAGCUCGGCCAGUAUAGAACUCGGUGACGACGAUGACGUUGAAACAGUUUGUUCCGCAAGAAAGUGCAUCAGAAAGUGCUGUCCGAAAAACGAGUACUUUUCCAUCGAUACAUACAGCUGUGAAAGUUUCGACAUGAAUUUGGACUUCUCGAAUGUGUCGGUUUACGAAGACUACGAUCAUUUUAAAAAAAUCGACAAGUCAUUGCGUGAUAUAUUCCUACUGGAGCCUGGGAUGUUUUAUGAAAAAGUUAAUGAUGAAAGUUUCGAAAAUCAAACUUUUGCUGACGUUGCGUAUGUUUUGAUGGAUCUCAACAUCUCCACAUAUAUGACUGAGAGCGGAAUACUUUAUUACACGCUACCAAAUUCAUAUACGAAAUGGUAUGAAGUAGACUUCUUUUGCAUAGACUACGAAGUCAGUAAUACCACUGCCACUGUUAAAUACUGGUCUAUACUUCGCAACGUCUAUAUCCCAAAGAGCAACAAUUAUUUCACUUCUGCGCUUUUGAUAUCAUCAGUGUUUCUAUUCCUCGUCCUGUUGGUCUACACAAUCAUACCGGAGCUGCGGAACCUCGCAGGAUUGGUACUAAUGGCCUACGUUUUUAGCCUAAUGUGUGCCUUCCUGUCAUUAGCAUCUCUACAGUUAGGAACUUAUUUGGAUAAUAAAUGCCUUGAUUUAACUGCUGUAACGUAUUUCUUCUUCUUGUCGACUUUCUGCUGGAUGAAUGUGAUGUCAUUUGAUAUAUGGUGGACUUUUCGGGGAUAUGCCAAAGCUAGGCCAAUACACAGACGGGGAGAGAAGUUCAAAUUUGGGGUUUACUGUAUCUAUGCUUGGGGUAUCCCAAUGUUGAUGGCGAUUGGUUUAGUCGUAAUUAACAACACUGAUCUAAGUGAUAUGCCUUGGUUUGUUACACCCCAGAUACCACUACAAGGAUGCUUUUUGGAAGGUGGUCAAAAACUAUUAUACCUGUAUGUUCCGAUGCUGAUAUUGAUAAUAUGCAAUUGGAUGUUUUUCCUAAUGACUGCGUUCAAUAUUUGGAGAUUGAGCCGUGGCACCUCCGUGCUGGAGUCCGCAGCCGCUGGCAGUCCCGCUGCUCACCGCUCACAGAGGAAUAGGCUUAUGGUGUAUCUUAAACUAUCCGUAAUAAUGGGUAUCAACUGGCUACUCGAGAUUGUAAGUUUUAAAACACCAGAACUGAACAUAUGGAAAUUGACCGACGCAUACAAUCUCCUGAUCGGUAUAUCGAUAUUUCUCAUUUUUGUAUGUAAAAGGAAAAUUUACAGAAAGCUUCAGAACAGGUAUUACGGAUUUGUCAGUGCUAAGCCGAGACUCAGCAAGAGCAAUACUAGCUGCAGCACGCUGGAAUCUAAUCUAAGUCAGGACAUUCCACUACAAGUCUCCAAUCAUCCUAUGGGCCCCAAUGGUCGAACGGAAACCAAAAACUAAUAGAA